Molecule: messenger RNA, 627 nt
Organism: Rhinocladiella mackenziei CBS 650.93
Lineage: Eukaryota; Fungi; Ascomycota; Eurotiomycetes; Chaetothyriales; Herpotrichiellaceae
Exons: 1
Coding region: 1-627 (208 amino acids)
Source: RefSeq, a predicted model, not a curated record
AUGCCACCACGUUGGAACACGCCUGUCGAACCAAACCAUGUUCUCCCUCCCUCUCCGCGAGCACCUGCAGCACCAACGGCACCAGCAGCGGCUGUGGUCAAACCUUGUCAAACCACGGAACGCAACAAGAUGAGCAUUCAGCCAUCCGUGAGUCUUGAAGAAGAUAUUCUCGACUAUCAAAAACAAACACAAACAGAGUCGUCCAUUGCCGCGCCUCGACCGACUCGGGCUCGAGUCAGGGAAGGUAAACUUCAAGCACAGAACAUCGAAGACGCCGCAGAACACACAGCAAGUUACUCAGCGACCGCACCCUUUGUAUCCCCAGCCACACUUCCGAGAAGACAAGCUGACGCCAAACCCGCACAAAUGCGGAGCGUGCUAGAAGGGAAAGGCUCAUUCAGCUCAGCGCCGCGCGUGAAAAGCCUGAAUGUGAAACUAGAGAAAACAGCGUUUGUUAACGUUCAUGAUGUAGAGCAGAGAGUUCCCCCAUCUCUUCCCAUUCCGUGUGCUGCGGUGUAUCAUACACGGACUUACGCUCAAUCUCAAGCGCCGAAGGGAGUGAGGUUUGAGAUGAAUGGGGAAAGAGAUGACAUUGAGCUUGAGGUUGAUGGGGGGAUAUUGAUGUGA